Molecule: messenger RNA, 894 nt
Organism: Aquila chrysaetos chrysaetos
Lineage: Eukaryota; Metazoa; Chordata; Aves; Accipitriformes; Accipitridae
Gene: BATF3
Product: basic leucine zipper ATF-like transcription factor 3
Exons: 3
Coding region: 77-442 (121 amino acids)
Biological process (GO): regulation of transcription by RNA polymerase II
Cellular component (GO): nucleus
Molecular function (GO): DNA-binding transcription factor activity, RNA polymerase II-specific; RNA polymerase II cis-regulatory region sequence-specific DNA binding
Source: RefSeq, a predicted model, not a curated record
UCCCACCCCGCCGCGGGCCGGGGGAGCCCAGCGGCGCCGAGCGCGGCGCCCCGGGGCGGCUCCGCAGCCGGCGGGGAUGUCGUGCGCCGUCCCGGCGGCGGCGGGGGGCAGCGCGCUGCCUCGGAACGCGGCGGCCGAGGGCAGCCAGCAGAGUCAUGAAGAAGACGACAGGAAGGUAAGGAGGAGAGAAAAAAAUCGAGUUGCUGCACAGAGGAGCCGGAAGAAGCAAACUCAGAAAGCAGAUAAACUUCACGAGGAAUAUGAGUCUCUUGAGCAAGAGAAUACCUCCCUGAAAAGAGAAAUCGGAAAGCUAACAGACGAAAUGAAACACUUGAGUGAAGUGUUGAAGGAUCACGAAAAGAUCUGUCCACUAUUGCACUGCACCAUGAACUUUGUGACCGUACCAAGGCCUGAUGCACUCGCCAGCUGCCUGCCAAGAUGAGACCUCUCCUUGAUUGCCUUUAAAUGUGAUGUGUGAAAGUGCUGUUAAACAAGGGAGAUUUGAAGAACUGCCUACUUACGGUGCAGGUAUUCCAUCAAAGACAGCUGAACUUGACCAUGCAGCUCUUCUCCACAUUGAAGUGUUAUAGUCUUCUGAAUCUCAGGAAAACACCAGUAUGGAAAAAAAGACAACUUGAACUGUGACUUCUUAUUUGGUAGAAUCUUCGAGCCACGGUUUUGCAUUCAGAAAUGUCAAAGUGCGGUGCAGCCCACCAUCGCGCGAUGGAAUGUAGACAGAGAAAAGUACUGACCCUGGGCAGGGAUGCCUUUCUCCCACACGUCCACUGCCAGUAACCCUUUGUCACUUGUCAUCCAUGUAUAUCACGUUCUGGCUGCCGGUUUUCUUUUUUUCUUUAAACAGGUUUGGUUAAUAAAAGCAAUGUCCCAUCUUUA